Mucor velutinosus is the source of this 486-nucleotide messenger RNA. RefSeq names its product ribosomal RNA assembly protein krr1 (gene KRR1). NCBI's taxonomy places the organism in Eukaryota, Fungi, Mucoromycota, Mucoromycetes, Mucorales, Mucoraceae. The transcript has 3 exons. The record is from RefSeq and is a predicted model, not a curated record. Bases 1 to 486 code for a protein of 161 amino acids.
AUGGAAAAGAUUCGCGAGAAAAUUGCAAUUAUCCGUGCAGAGGCUGAUGCUGCCAAUGCCAGAGCAGAUGAAUACGAAGCAAAGUACAAGGAGUUGGAGCAAAUCCAGAUGAAGCAAGAACACGACAUUAUUUCACUCACAAAUCAAAACAAGCAUUUGGAAGAGGAUUUGGAGUUGGCACAAGAGAAGAUCAAGCAAUUGAAAUCUCUUGAAGAUGGUGAAGACGAUUUGAAAAAGGAAAACGACGCGGCUCAAAGAAAGAUUACCUUGCUAGAGCAAGAGUUGGAGAACUCUGAAUUGACCAUCAGAGAGACCACCAAAAACUUCAGAGAGGCUGAUGUCAAGGCCGAGCAUUUUGAACGCAAAGUGCAACAGUUGGAAAGUCUUUCCUUGGAUCAAGAAAAGAAAAACGAAGAGCUCAAGGCAAAGAUCCUGGAAUUGCAGGCUCAAUUAGACGAAUUCAAUGCUAGCUUGGAUGACAUUUAA